UUUAUUUCAUUCUCUCUCCUCUCGUUUCUUCGCAUUCUCAUAUUCCUUGUUACUGUUCGUCAUUUUUCUUCGUUUUUGGCUCUGCGAUUUUCGUUUUCGUUGAUUGAGCAGUGGUUAUCGGUGUUCUUACUCUGUUAUCUGCGUUAGUGAGUAUUGCUUCCCACUGUUUUCAAUUAUUUUGGUAUAUAAUCGUUUUUUAUGUUGUUUUAGGUUUUAUUUUGAUUAUGUAUUUGUGUAAUGCUUAAUUAUUUGUCAAUGCAUUUCGUUUUCCUGAUAUUUUGUUGUUUUUAUUACUGAUUAUUGUUUUUCAUCGAUUUUUAUUCUUUGAUUUUCGUUUUCGUUGAUUAAGAAGUGGUUAUCGGUUUACUUACUCUGUUCUUUGCGUUUUUUAGUAAUUUUCUCAAUUUUUCUGGCAUUGUUUUUAGUUUUUGUUUUGAUUUUUUGUUUUUUAAGGUUUUAUUUUGAUUAUGUAUUGUAAAAUGCUCUUUGUUUGUCCAUGCAUGUGUUUGUAUUUGAUUUUUUGUUGUUUUUAAUGAUUGAUUUUGUGUUUUAAUUUCAGUUGAAUCGACAGUAUGAGUGAAUCUGAUUUAAAUAAAACUGUAACUCAAAUCAUAAGGCAAAUGAGAAAGCCUGAUGAUAGUGAUGAUCAAUUGGAGAAUGUAGUUGUGACUCCUGUUCGGAAAAGUUUAAGAAUCAAAAUGUCAAAGCCAGAUGUUGUGAGUAAGAAUGAGGAAAAAGCAAUUGUGAAGAGAAAAGCAGUAAAAAAGUCUUCAUCUGGUAAAAGAAAAGCAGAACCUGUUAUAUUAAAAAGAGAUAUUAAGAUGAGAAGGCUUGGCAGUGAUAAUUUGAAUAAAGAUGAUUCUCUUCAGAAAUUUGAUCUGUUAAUUGCUCCUACUAGUCGGUUCGUGGGAAAAGUUGGCAAGGCUUGUUCGAUUGAUGUGAUAACUAAUAUUAAUUCCAAGCUCAGUCCUGAUCAAAUGUCUAUAUUCAAGAGCAGUAGGUUUGGUGUGUUUCUGGGAUUAGGAAAGGAUGUAUUGAGUCUUAGGCUUAUACAUUCUAUACUUCUUAGGGAAGUUCAUUAUCCAGAUAUGUCCGAGCUUUGGUUUAAUUUUGGUUCGCGUAACAUGCGCUUUAGUCUGUAUGAGUUUGGAUUGGUUAGUGGUCUUGUUUGCGGUGGGGAUGAGUCUAGAUUUUCAAAUUACUGUGAUGGUGGAAUCUUUUAUGGUAAAUUCUUUGGCGAUGAUAAUAGAAUUACUCGUCAGGUUAUAGAAGCUAAGUUUAAUGAUGCAGUUUGGGAUAAUGAUGAUGAUGCUGUGAAGUUUGCAAAGCUGUAUUUUGUGCAAUGUUUUCUGUUGGGCAGUCUUGAAAGUACAUUGGUUGACAGUCGUUUCAUUCACUUGUUGGACUGUCCAGAUUUUGAUGAUUUUCCGUGGGGAAAAUAUUCAUUUCAGUUAUUCGUCCAGUCUACAAAGAACAAGCUUUGGACAUUUCUGCAGGCUUCAAAACAAUCUACUUUUUAUCGACUGUAUGGCUUCCCCCAUGCCAUUCAAUUUUGGUUUUAUGAAACCUUGACUACAGUUCCUGAUUUUUUGUGUUCGUUGAGCAAUGCUGCUGCGUUUCCUCGGUUUUUGCGCUGGAGUCCAAAGAAUAUUAAAAAGAUUCAGAACUUUGAUUUUAAAGUUUAUGAUGAUCCAACUGAAAAGGUUAAAGCUGGUCCAAAUAUUAAAGCAACUGAUUUUGAGUUAAGUCAGAAUAUUGUGACUGGACUCAGUCAUCAACACUUCAUUGCUGCUUCCAGUUCGGAUGACGAAAGUAUUUUGGAAGUUGCUAAGUCUGCUUGCUCUGAUUUUGUGAAUGAACUUAAAGAUUUGGUGUUUGACAGUGGUGUUGAAUAUUCUGAUUUGGAGUUAGAUAUUCGAAAGCAGAUUUAUGAUUCUAUUGUGAAUUUUGAAAACAACAAAUUAACUGAUAUUUUCAAGGAUAAUUCUGGAGAGGAUGAAAAUGUAGAAGAACAGAUAUAUUCUUCUGAUAAUGAUGUUGGUGAUAGUUCUUCUAAGGAUAAUGAUAAUUCUUACAAGGAAGAAACUGAAAAUGAAGAGCAACAAUUUAAUGAUGAGGAUGUUACUGUUUUAGAUGGUGGAGAGAUUGAUGCUGAAGUACAUGAUCAAUCCAUUGCUGAGAAUGUUUCUGGUCCUGAGAAUGUUUCUGGUCUUGAUAGUGGAAAGGUAAAUUUUUAUUGA
This is a messenger RNA of Mercurialis annua (annual mercury), 2240 nucleotides long. RefSeq lists its product as uncharacterized. NCBI's taxonomy places the organism in Eukaryota, Viridiplantae, Streptophyta, Magnoliopsida, Malpighiales, Euphorbiaceae. The coding region runs from base 573 to 2240 and encodes 555 amino acids. The record is from RefSeq and is a predicted model, not a curated record. The transcript has 6 exons.